Messenger RNA from Tachyglossus aculeatus (Australian echidna), 303 nucleotides. RefSeq names its product late cornified envelope protein 2D-like. Gene Ontology annotation, biological process: epidermis development. The transcript has a single exon. The record is from RefSeq and is a predicted model, not a curated record. Lineage: Eukaryota; Metazoa; Chordata; Mammalia; Monotremata; Tachyglossidae. Bases 1 to 303 code for a protein of 100 amino acids.
AUGUCCUGGCAGCAGAACCAGAAGCAGUUCCCGCCCACGCCCCAGUUCCCACAGCAGUGCCAGCCUCCGCCCAAGUGCCCUCCUAAGUGCCCGGCUCCGUGCCCGGCUCCGUGCCCGGCUUCGUCCUCAUGCUGUGGUCCCAGCUCUGGGGGCUGCUGCGGUCCCAGCUCGGGCGACUGCUGCGGUCCCAGCUCUGGGGGCUGCUGCCUGUCACACCACCAUCACCGCCGACCCCGUCUCUUCCACCGCCGCCAGCACCAGAGUCCCGACUGCUGUGACAACGGCAGUUCCGGCUGCUGCUGA